GAACAAUCCUCCCACACCCCCUCCGCAAGCGCCAAUGCCUGCCAACAAUCACCGUCCCUUUCUCAUUUGUCUCAGCGUAGCAAUGCCGCCUCAACAAAGGUACCUUUAAAACUCGUCCCAGAAAAGGACGUCUUGCAGCGAGUAAUGGCCGCACAAGCUGAUGUACGACGCUUGGCAAAACCUCUAUGUGAGUUAGACCCUUGUCUAGUUACGCCUUAUAACUUCUUUAUUUGAUGUCGCUACAGUGGGCUGUGAGCGUGGUCUUUAUGUCAUAUUUCCCGUCCCCUGUGUUCCCUUUGCGGUGCUUACAGAGCAACGUACACCCUUCGACAUCAGCAUUAGAACUCACCGCGAAAUCAUGACAUUGGCCGUUGACACGAACUCAAAGUCUAUGGUGGCACCUGCAGGAACUUUCAAGAUGUGCCAUCCGGCGUGGUUUGAACGGAAUGAUGACAGUUCUAUGUCUACUGAAAGCUCCGCUAUCACCAAGGUGGUCAAUGUGGUGGCUAAACGUUGGUUUUACAGGGAUCCUGUUGAUGCUGCAGAUACCGGUGCAGGCCGUGGUCGGAAACGACUGACCACCAAAGAUGAACUGGCAAAAAUGCUUGACGAGGCAAAUUGUCUGUAUUGGGGUACAAGCUUGAUGAAUUUAGCCUACGACGCUGUUGACGAGUUUAUAUCGCAAUCCGGGGGCCACUGUACCAUCCAUAUCCCUCAACUCUGUGUUGUUCACGCUGGGUUAGCUGUCCCUCAAGAUGCAAGACAUGGCCGCAGUGCUGUAUACCUUCUUGAAGAAAUAAUCGAGGGAAAAUUCAUCAAAUACGUCAACAACAACAGUGCAACACCACGCAACGGUCUUGGUAGGGCUGAGCAUGAUAUUGCCCUCUUCUUGUGCUUUGCACAACACUUACAGUAUUGGCUGUCUCGUGGCCUUGUUUUUCUCUCGGACUUUCAGGGGGCUGGGACACUUUUAACAGAAUGCCAAGUCAUUACAACAAUGUGUCUAGGCUGUUUCUUACCUGGUGGUUAUCAUAUAGACCUGUUAUCUCUCCUAGGGAAUAUGCAUCAUAAACUCUCGAAAAUUUCCCCCAACUCCAUACUUGUAAUGAUUUUUGUGUCUACUUUGGCCUGCCAGUAUUGAUACCCAAGGUAGGUGUGUUCUGAUUCUGCUGCCUAAUUUAUUUUCUUCUUCCUGACCUUACAGGAACGAGGGAACGAUGAUAGUGGGGAGGUUAUGGAUGUAGAUGCAGAUGUUGGAAAGAAAGCUGUU
This is a messenger RNA of Serpula lacrymans var. lacrymans S7.9, 1270 nucleotides long. RefSeq lists its product as uncharacterized. Bases 359 to 1141 code for a protein of 260 amino acids. The record is from RefSeq and is a predicted model, not a curated record. Gene Ontology annotation, molecular function: protein serine/threonine kinase activity; ATP binding. NCBI's taxonomy places the organism in Eukaryota, Fungi, Basidiomycota, Agaricomycetes, Boletales, Serpulaceae. The transcript has 3 exons. Gene Ontology annotation, biological process: protein phosphorylation.